GUGGGCGGGUCUUGUUGCCAUGGUCACGCUUAAAACACAAGUUGUGAUUUAUUUACGGGCUCUCUGUCUCUCUCAUUGUCUCUCCGAGUCUCCCCGAGUCUCCCCGAGUCUCGGUUGCAGCUUGUUUAUCGGGUCGGGGGUAACUUUGUCACACUAUGGCCUUCUUCGGUCUAACACAACUGGGUUACCAAAACCCAAUAGGCGAUAAAAUGAUCGUGAAUCCCAGAGGAGCGUCUCAUCUUCGGGAUGGUGGGAGAGCAGGACUACCUCCAUCUCUUCAAGAACAGCAGGGACCCCUCACAUGCACAGACACGUGCAACGUUUCCCACCAGCCUCUUUCCUACAGCGCUGACAUACACCAUGGGAGCCAUGAGCGAUACAAAGAGAUGAUCAAACGGGCUCAAACUCCCAGAUCCCCUAACCAGCUGUACAUAGUGCCGCUGACGGAGAGCCAGCACUAUGGAUGGAUGACGUCCAGGAGUCCUGCCCCGUGGACCCAGGUCAAACGCUUUCCCCGAAAGAACAGUGAGAUGACAAAGUUUGUUAAAGAUAUUUCAGCGACAGACCGGGAGUUCUCGCUGUUCUGACAGCCUUUCUUCUUCAGUUCACACACACACACACACACACACACACACACACACACACACACACACACACACACACACACACACACCAAAAGCAGCAUCAGCUUUGAACUUUAAAUUAAAUUGAUAACUGAUCUGCUUUUUGACAUUUUUCAUGCUUGAUUUUGAUUCCUUCACUAAUGUUUUUUUCUUUUAAAUCUAGUUUUAUUGUUGGCUGUUUUGUCACACGAAGCUAUGAAUGAUACUUUUCAACCCUUAUUCAUAUACAUAUAUAUUCAUAUUUAUGUUUUAAUUGGUGUAUUUUCAACUGGACAUGCAGUAUAAGAUAAGAAGUCAUCUUGCUGCCCCUCUAGGAGUCCAGGCAAAGACCUGCACAUUCAAAUGCACUUCUGGAGUGAUCCAUAGAGAGUCAUGUUGUACUGCCCUCUAGAGGACAUUAAUAACUAGAUGAUGGUCUUCAUGCGAGUAGUUGAAAGCAUGUUAGUAAUAGGGCCAUGUUGAGUUCUUUACCUACCAAUAGCUCUAACACGUCAAACAGCAUGAUAUGUCCCAAAAACUACUUAAUGGACUUCAUUCAGUAAUACAAAAUUGGCAGAUUAGGGUGUCAAAAUGAAAGGCUGUUACUUACCAUAACUCACCUGUUGAUGGUGCAAAGUGGUUCAGGUUGGUCCUGCAGCUCUGCGGUGGUCUCCAUCAGUGUCCUUGUUUUGGUGUUCCUUUACUUCUCAAAAGCCUCAAGUAUUCUUAACGAGCCAGUUCAAUUCACGGUAGAAAAAAUGUCUUACGGUUAGUCGUCUAACUUUGAGAAUAUCUUUGUUUGCAGGCUUGUGUUGUCUAAUAUACGUUGUAAUGGUGCUGCUAUUUUCUGAUUCUGUGAAAUAAGUAAAACUUUGUACACAUGUAGCUGCCCGUGUCAGUCACUCUAAACGCGUCCAAAGCAGGGGUGUUGUUUCCAGUUACAGGGUCAUUGCAUAUAGUCAAUGUUAUAUUAUAAUUUAAAAGGUCGGCACACAGAAUCGUAAUGGAUGCUCUUAUAAAAGGAUCUAGCUGUGGUUAUUAAGUAUGCUAAUAUUUCUAGUCCUGUGAAUAUAAAGUUUGAGGUUAUUGCAUAAUGUAUGGUGACGCCUGUGUUUCUAUAAACUACAUGUAAUAUAUAUUUGCACUGCAGUACAUCUAACAACAUUAGUGAAUAUAUGAACACGCAAAACAGCCAUUGAUUUUUUUUUAUUUUUUUUUUCUUCAAGGGGAAAUGUUAAUUUUUCUCAUUGUCAUAGUCCUCAACUCUUUUUGUCCUUCAACUUUGCAACUACACUCCCCUUUCAACUCCUCCAACUCAGGGAAAAUACAAAUAAAAACUAAAACAAAUACGGAAGGAUUCAUCAGGCCUGAGCAAAAACACUGUUUCAGUAGUAUGGGGGGGGACACACAACCUUCCUCCCCUCUGCUGUUCUCCCCCCCCCCCCCCAAAACAUCCCAAGAGUUAACAAUCAACACAAGUCUAUGGACAGCCAAUAGAAAUAGAAUACAUACAAUGCACAUUUUUUAAAACUCAUGUCCUUUCUUUAAACUCUCUGCUUAUAUGAAGCACCCUUCGCUGGUCAGUUCACGUGAUAGUUGGUGAUCUCCAUUACAUUACCGCCCUCUGGUGCUGCCGCCGAGGCCAAACAUCACUGCACAGGAGGGGACCGACAGCACAGGGCUGCGUGAGCUGGCUUUGGUACAAACAUGAUCAACUGUUGGUUGCCAGUGUUGUGUGUGUGUGUGGCGGAAGAGCUAAUUGCCGAUUCU
Molecule: messenger RNA, 2372 nt
Organism: Cottoperca gobio
Lineage: Eukaryota; Metazoa; Chordata; Actinopteri; Perciformes; Bovichtidae
Gene: spmip11
Product: sperm microtubule inner protein 11
Exons: 4
Coding region: 156-587 (143 amino acids)
Source: RefSeq, a predicted model, not a curated record